Contarinia nasturtii (swede midge) is the source of this 2200-nucleotide messenger RNA. RefSeq names its product pickpocket protein 28-like. The transcript has 12 exons. Lineage: Eukaryota; Metazoa; Arthropoda; Insecta; Diptera; Cecidomyiidae. The record is from RefSeq and is a predicted model, not a curated record. Gene Ontology annotation, cellular component: membrane. Gene Ontology annotation, molecular function: ligand-gated sodium channel activity. Gene Ontology annotation, biological process: sodium ion transmembrane transport. Bases 200 to 1972 code for a protein of 590 amino acids.
CUGUUGACCAGUGCUCAUUUGUAUGUGGAAAAUAUUUCGCCAAAAAACUUGCCACAUUCAUUUGACAAAGUUUCAUUGAAGAGUUAUAAUAGUUUCAUUGAGCUUACAAAAUGAGCUAUAACAAGUGAAAGUGAAAGUGUACUGAACCCCCAAAGGAAUUUUUAAAGUUCGCGUAGUGAAUCAAAAUAAAAUUGUUAAAAUGAGUAUUCGAAAACAAAGUUGGGGUAAAAAUGAAUUGGCCGUGCCUGAUGAUAAAGCAGAUGCACAAUCGGUAGCUGCUAGUGAAGAGCCAGAAAUGGAUUUUCGACGAAAAAUCAAAUAUGGAAGUCGAAUUCAAGCUGCUUGGGCUGUGCUUUGUGAAUUUUUUUCCGAAUCAAGUGUCCAUGGCGUUAGAUAUUUUUCGGACAGCAAACGUCAUUGGACGGAACGAAUUUGGUGGGUGUUUGCAUUUGCAGUGUCGCUUUAUCUUUGCGGCUUUUUAAUUCAUAAUGUUUGGAUCAAAUGGCAUGAAAGUCCGGUUAUUGUGAGUUUUGCGGAAAAAUCAACGCCCAUUUCAAUGAUUCCGUUUCCAGCCGUAACCAUUUGCCCUGAAACUAAAACCUACAUGGACAAAUUAAACAUAACCGAUGCGUUCCAUACGUUGCUUGCCAAUAACAAAGACAAUAUGACUGAGGAAGAACUAUACCGAUCGAAAGCUGUAUUUCAACUUUGUGAAGCACAUUUGGCGGAGAAUUUUGUAUUGGGUCAAAAUUUUUCGACAAACGAAAUUUAUGAGACAAUCAAAGAUGUUGCACCCAACUUUAAUGAUACGAUGUUUUACUGUAAAUGGCGUAAUAACUUUAUAUCUUGCGAGAAUAGCUUUCAACCGGUUUUGACUGAGGAAGGUGUUUGCUAUACAUUUAACUCUCUCAAUUCAAGAGACAUUUACACUGAUGAAAUGGCCGAUGAAAUGAAGAUUGUCACGGGAAAUCCAAGUACAACACACUGGAGCUUGGAGGAUGGCUACAUUGACAUCGAAGGGAAUUAUAGUAAUACAUAUCCAUAUCGAGUAUUCGGAGCUGGGGCUAGAGUAGGUCUGUAUACUCUGCUUCGUCUGUAUAAACAAAACUUGGAAUAUCUGUGCCGCGGACCAGUACAAGGAUUCAAAAUUCUAUUGCAUACGCCAGGAGAGGUACCACAAGUAUCAAAACAUUAUUUCCGUGUGCCACUAGUGCAAGAAGUGUUGGUAUCCGUUAAACCACAAAUGAUCACAACUUCGGAGGGUUUACGUGAUUACACGCCAAAUGGACGACAAUGCUACUUCAACAAGGAACGACAAUUACGAUUCUUUAAAGUUUAUACGCAGCGAAAUUGUGAAUUGGAAUGUUUGUCAAAUUUCACAAAGCUUGAAUGUGGAUGUGUCAAAUUCUCGAUGCCAAGAGACAGAGACACGUCAAUUUGUGGCUUUGAUAAAAUAAAAUGUUUCAACGACGCCGAAGACAAGUUGCUUGAACGCCAAUUUGAAGAUGGUUUGAAAAAUGAGAGAAACGCUGCAACCGGUUGUAAUUGUCUGCCCGCUUGCACAUCGAUUACUUAUGAUGCCGAAAUCUCACAAGCAAAAUUCGAUUGGGUUGGUUUAUUCCAAGCAUUUAACAGUUCACUGGACGAAUUUCCCGGAGCGGAGUUGGCUCGUUUGUCGAUCUUCUUCAAAGAACAUCAAUUUAUAACGUCAAAACGAUCCGAAUUAUAUGGUUUAACCGACUUUAUGGCCAAUUGUGGUGGUUUGUUGGGUCUCUUCAUGGGCGUAUCAAUGUUGUCGAUCGUGGAGGUGAUCUAUUACUUUACACUUCGCUUGGGUUGUACGCUUCGACUCCGACGAACACGCAAACGCAAGAGUUUACGAGCGCAGGGGAAAAAGAACACAAUCGCACCAGUUGAGUCAAAUAUACCGAACAUUAUGAUCGUAACAGCGGCAGACGAAAAAAAGGAAUAAGGAACCAACAAACCAAUUCAUUAACUAAACGGUUAUCGAAGUAUAAACAGCUUGUGUCGUUCUCUAUCUCGUCUAAAAUUAUUCGUUGCAUUUUAUUCACUUCGAAAUUAAAUGACUGAUGCUUAUUUAUUCGUAUUUAAUCUUAUUGCACAUUGUAAAAUAUAUCCAGUUUUUUCAUUGAAUGUAUCAAAAUAAAUCAGACAAUGCAAUGUCAAAGAAUGAUUUAAA